Messenger RNA from Aspergillus melleus, 7485 nucleotides. RefSeq names its product 1-phosphatidylinositol-3-phosphate 5-kinase FAB1. The transcript has a single exon. Bases 1 to 7485 code for a protein of 2494 amino acids. Lineage: Eukaryota; Fungi; Ascomycota; Eurotiomycetes; Eurotiales; Aspergillaceae. Gene Ontology annotation, cellular component: endosome membrane; fungal-type vacuole membrane. Gene Ontology annotation, biological process: phosphatidylinositol phosphate biosynthetic process. Gene Ontology annotation, molecular function: metal ion binding; ATP binding; 1-phosphatidylinositol-3-phosphate 5-kinase activity. The record is from RefSeq and is a predicted model, not a curated record.
AUGGAGUCUCAACGGUCCCAAGGGACGUCAAGUCCGGGCGCAUCGUCGAUCUUCCUCCCACUCGGCCGUCGAGGAUCUCGGUCCUCGUUAUCAACCCAGGCCGAGCGGCAAGGUCUAAACGCAGCUCUUGACCAGAUUCACACGGCGGCGUAUCAGUCGGAUUCCCUCACAGUUUUCAACGAUUUCACAAACCCACCCGCCCCUACAUCCGCGGCGGAGGAGAAGAGUUUCUCGGGCGAACUUCAAGGAGGCCUCAGUGGGUUGUAUAGUCGAUUUCGGACCUCAGUUGGUGGCGUGAGGGAUAUUGUCAGUGGUGUGGGAAGGUCAUCGGACAAAGCGUCCUCUGAGGAUCACGGUCCCAAGAGUCCUCCGUUAGAGCGGUCCGCCUCAAAGCCUGCUUUCGAUUCCGCUGCCUCCAUAGAGUCACAACAAUACCACCCAAGUUCAUCUCAAAGCUCGAGACUACACUCGCCGACUUCUGUCACACACUACCCUGCCCAGGAUGGCCACCAUCUUUUGGAGCCCCGGAAAGGCUCGAAGCUCUCAUCAAAAACCACCAGUAUAUCCUCCAAAGCGUCGGUUUCGCCGUCCCCUGCGUUGAAAUCUCCAGCUGUGCCCUUGCCCAAAUCCACUACGAGCUCGGCCGCCGUCGAUCCGACGGUCACUGAACUCCAUGUCAACGCCGUCAAGGAGCCUCCUCACUAUUCAAGUAAUAAUUCUGUCAAUCUCUCUACUCAUAGCUUGCAGACAACCGAUUCAGUCGGUACCGAUAAGGAAGAAGCGCCACAUCCUCCGUCGCUGAGCUCUUCUGGAUGGAGUCAGCGAUUGUCGCACUCGCCUGUAUUACAGGCCAAAGCUCACAAUAGCUCCACCGAAGCUCCGGGAGUCCCCGACUUUGGCAGAUCGUCCACAGCGGGCAGCCAAAUUUCUGACAGUAAGAAGAGACCAGAUGGCCAGGGAACUCAUGAUCUUGAUAUGUCCUUGCCAGGGCCAGCGCGAAAGGCCAAAAACUCAAUCGACGGUUCCCAAACUGGCACCUCGUUAGCCCAGGAAAGGAUGAGGUCCGAUUCAGCCGCGUCUUUUCACCCCGAUUGGUCCAGCGUUGUAUCCGGCUCCGGGACAAAUAGUGCCUUCCAGACUCCCAAUAACGGAGAAACCACCUUUCCUGACGGUUUGGCGUCAUCCACGGCUGCAACAUCCAUAUCCUUAGCGGAGGGGGAUGCACGUUCGCGAGAGGCGCUUAAAUCCCAAUACAAGGAUACUAGAGCCCGUCAAGAAUCUGUCGCGUCCAGCUCAAGCCGCUUCCAAGGAGGUUUCACUACACCUCAAACCACCCAUGCUGAAACGGGGUCUGGUCCCCCUAUCGUGCCUCCCAUCAAUACAGCUGUGAAUCGCAUCCCUAGUAGCCAGGACGCCCGAGGUCGGCGCCCACCUCUUAGAGAAAACUCGAGUACACAGUUCAGAAGCAAGCUGCUCAGUAAGGAAUAUUGGAUGCGCGACGAGAAUGCCAAAGACUGUUUCCAUUGCGGUGAACCCUUUUCGACGUUUAGGCGGAAACACCACUGUCGAACCUGCGGUCAAAUCUUUGAUUCUAAAUGUACGCUUCUGAUUUCAGGAGAGAGAUUUGGUCAGCAAGGGUCUAUUCGCGUUUGCCAACCAUGUGAGGCCAUGAUCAACGGCCACGAUGACGAUUCGUCCGAAUUCUCGGACAGUGAGCAGAGCCCGAUUGCCGUCAACCCUCGCGUUUCGGAGCUGGGAUCGGCAAAUUAUUCGCGCAUGGGCGCAGACGAUGAUGACACUUCUUCCAUCAUCUCGCAGCCAAUGGAGCAUGUAAUGAAGAUGCCAACGAUGGCGAUUCCAGCUACGCGACGUGCUGGCGAGGGUCAUAAUAGGCGCUCGGCUGUUCUUGAGAUCAGCCCCGAUCGACCCCUGCUGGCGAGGCCGACAUCUUCAAGAUCGCUCAAAUCCACUCUGAGUGGGAGAACUCACUCAAUGGGCCACAAGCGUCACCAUUCUCGUCAGCAGGUCAUUCGAAAUUUCAAGACACAUCAUGAUGAACGCGCCCCCUUUCAGCGGCGCAAUGCCGACGACUCAGGUCGUGGGUCUAACCUCCCCGCGUUCCACAAAGACAAUAUCAUCGAUCCAGAUCUGGCGCAGUACCUCUCAGAUGAUGCAUCUAGUGGCGAUGAGCAGCCAAGUCUCUUGUCGGCGGUCUCGGAUGCUUCCUUAUCUAAGAGCGGUGGCGAGACCGAGAGAACAACGUUUGGUGGCCUUCUGGCCGCUAUGAAGAAGGGACGCUCUGCCUUUGGAGACCGAAGCGUCACUAGCUUCAACCAAGCUGGCGGCCGUGAGCUGGACGAUGGAAGUAUCAGCAGCUCGAAAGCUGUCAAUCUUCCCCGUCGACGACGCAACCUUAGCGUCGCUAGCAGUAUCCACCGCCACUCCCCGAGAGCCUCGAAGGAAAGCGGUUUCCUUUCUCAUGAAGCAUCGAAUGCCGCCCACGUUUUUCCUGCGGGUAUUCCUUCUAGUGGUUUCAAGAUGACGAGAAGUUCUUCUAUGAGAGGAGCAGGCGCCCCUCCGGUGGAGCUCAACAAAGCUAGUUUGCAGCACGUCCGUAAACUGCUCCGUCAGCUUCUGACCGACUCAGCCAUCCCCCACGCGCAUAGCUGGGAGACAGCGCUGCUACCCAUCCUUCUCAAAGCAGCAGAUGAUGUUGAUCCAGACGUUCAGGGGGGUGACGAUAUGGACAUUCGUCAUUACAUCAAACUUAAGAAGAUCCUGGGUGGCCGGCCAGGUGAUACAUGUUAUGUCUCCGGCCUAGUGUUCACAAAGAAUCUCGCGCUCAAAAGUAUGUCCAGGACCAUCCUGAGGCCGAAAAUUCUCAUCAUCGCCUUUCCCCUCGAAUACGCACGUCACCAACAGCACUUCAUGAGCCUGGAGCCUGUGAUUCGCCAGGAACGCGAGUUCCUCGAGAACCUCGUUGGCCGCAUAGCUGCUCUCCGGCCUAAUCUGCUUCUUGUUGAGAAGAACGUCUCCGGGCUCGCAUUGGAAUUGUUAGAGAAAGCCAACAUUGCGACCGCCUACAAUGUCAAGUCCUCCGUCCUCGAGGCAGUGUCGCGGUGCACGCAAACAAAGAUCAUCACUUCCAUGGAUAAACUCGUGACCACUCCCACGGGGAGUGAAUGCGGCAGCUUCGAUGUCAAGACGCAUGUGUUCAACGGCCGUAAGAAGACGUACAUGUACCUUUCUGGCUGCAGUAAAGAGCUCGGAUGUACCAUCGUUCUCCGAGGAGGCGAUAGUCAAGUUCUGUGCAGUGUCAAGAAGAUCACGGAGUUCAUGGCAUAUGUUGUCUACAACCUAAGAUUGGAGACCUGUGUGAUGAGGGAUGAAUUCGCUCAGAUCCCAACCUCAUUCGACAUCGGCAGCCGCGAUAAGAAGGGCGACGAACGAAUCCGUUCAAGCGCCUCAACAAUCAAAGCAGAACACCAAAGUGUCCCGGCUCUUCCGCAGGCGGAAUCCACCGAUAGUAAGGGUGAUGGUGCCUCUCAAGACAAGAGUAGUGGAGUCACCGGCGAAGAUACCGACGUACCCGACGAUGUGCCAAUGCCGACCUAUUACGAAGACAUUGUCCGUGAUCAUGAAACCAAGAUCAUCUCGGCCUCUCCGUUCGUCAAGUUUGAACCUCCGUACCUCCUGAUGCGGGCUCGAGAAAUGGAACGCAGGUUGGAUUACCUGAAACGUCUCCAAAACCAGGACCUUGAAUCAGAUCAGUCGUUGGACGAGAAGAAUAAAUCCCAAAAGUUCGUUCUGAUCACGCCGGAAAUGGUCCACGAAUCACCCCAGGGCGCUUCGCCAAAAGUCAAGGAGGUAUUGCGCGCGGCCCACGAUGCCGAAUACGACCGAGCCCUGCAUCACUAUCAGACCCAGAAACGCCAAUGGGAGGCGUAUAUAGGGGGAACCACGGAUAUUUUUGAUCCGUAUACGCACCAGAAUAUCGUUGUACUAUAUAGUCUGGUCUGCACCACUUCCUCGGUCCCAUGCUCUGGUCCAGAUCUGAUCGCCUUGGAGUACUAUAAUGAACACGGUGGUGAGGAUGUGAUCCUCGAGCCUGACUGCACCAUUGGCCAGUACGUGGAGGAUGUCUGCCUCAAUGCAAACGCCAUUUGUACGGUCAAUGGCUGUGAAAAGCACAUGUUUGAGCAUCACCGGCAAUACGUCCAUGGGGAAGCCCAGAUCAGCGUUUUCAUUCAGCCUUACCCAUCCAAGCUGCGUGGUCUUCAAGACUCAAUUUUGAUGUGGAGCAGCUGCAAGAUUUGUGGCAACGAAACCCAAGUUAUUCCAAUGUCAGAGAGUACGUGGAAAUAUUCGUUCGGGAAAUACUUAGAGCUUUCUUUCUGGAGCAAGAACCUUCACGCUCGGGCAGGCGUCUGUCCUCACGACCUACAGCGUGACCAUCUGCGCUAUUUCGGCUUCAAGGAUAUCGCUAUACGUAUUCACUACGACACGAUCAAUCUGCUAGAGAUCAUCGUUCCAAGGACCCGUGUCACGUGGAAGGUAGACAAUGAUCUGAAGCUCAGAAACGAGGUCUACGUCCGUACAGAGCACCGGUUGAACAAAUUCAUGGUCUCCGUCAAAACUCGACUCAAAGGCAUCAACGUCGAAAGCGUCGUCCCCAAAUUGAUGGACGCGUGCAAGAAAGAAAUCGAGGUCUUGAGCAAAAAAGCGAGUGAAGAUCACGCAUUCCUCAUCCGACAAUUGCAGGAUAAAUACACGAACUCCCGUUACUGGGAACUGAUCCCUCUGAACGAAGUGCUUCGCUCCGUGCAGGAGAAGGUUGUCGAAUGGGAUACCGCUUUUGCAGAGUUUGAGAAGAACUUCUUCCCCUCCGAAAAAGAUAUCAGACGGCUGGCAACCCUACAGCUGAAGAAAAUCUUCUUGGACAAGGAUGCCUCCGUUACGUCGCUCAGCUCAACCGAGGAGGCUCCGACUACCCCGACAGAGACUGAAAACGACAACAACGAGGAGCCCACUCGAUUGCGGGCAAUGCGUCGCAUGACACUUUCUCCAGAGAAAGCACAGGACGUGCUCGUGUCUGUUGUCGAAGAGCAUUCGGGGGAGAAAGAAGGCGCCGUAGCCCAAGGAGACGAAACACCUAGAGUGGAAGAGAUAGAAUCUGCCGCUCCCUCGCCUACCCCCGAAGGAAGACCACGCUCAUCCACCCAACCCGAGAUUAUCGCGGAGAAAGAGGUGCAGCAUCUCGAUUUGGCGGUGCCUUCGUCUCAGCCCGAAAGAACUUUGGAGCCGUCCGCCACCAUUACAACUCCUACCCGGACGGACAUGGAAGACCGCCCGGGCCCGGUUUCAACCUCACCUGAUUCGAACGUCUCUCCCAUGGGCACUAGCCCCUUGGAGCGGGUAAAAUCGCGCAGGGCAAGCCAGAAGAGUAACGAAACCGAAGGAUCUCCGGUGAGCCCUGUAGUUACGCCAAGUCGCCUUCCGUCCGCCAUCCCACGUCCUGCGGAGAUCGCCAGUCGGCGCAUUGGCAAGGCAACUUCUCCGCCGCUGUUGCGUGCCCAGUCCCAGCCUGCUCAUCUCAAGGACGCAGCCAAUGACACAACCCCGCCGAAGGGGUAUAAAUAUGGCACUGGCAAACAAGGCGGCUCCGGUGGGAGCCCCGGCCCGUUUGACACGAAGUUCAAAUUUUCGGACAAGAAAUUGUCGGAUCGAUUCGGUCUCGGUGCCCUUCGAAAUGGACGACUCGCCUCCGGCCCCUCUCUCAUACCUCGUUCAAUCCCGACCAGGCGGAAGCAGUCGCGUGUGUCUUACUUAGCCAAGCACUUUGAGCAACUGAGUCGUGAAUUUGAAAAGGAACGUCAACGCGAGCGAGCCCAGCGAGCUGCAAAAGGUUCACAUUCCCGCGCGUAUCCACUGGCCAGCUCCAAGCCCAUUGUCGAGGUUUAUAAGAACGUCAGGGAAGCAGUGGAAGAGCGAGAACCUGCCGGGGAAGGCGAGGACUUGUCAUCAUCGGCUCCGCGUGUGUCUGCGGAUAGUUCGAGCCGAGGCAGCGAGGAAUUUCUAAAGAGGACCUCGGAGGAAGAACAGCGGAAAGAUGAAAGCCCACAUGAACCGAGGGAGGAGGUUGAAACUGAGAGCACUGCCCCGGCAGAAGAUCACCACGUCUUGUCUGAAGGUGAGGGCGAAGACGCGCAUAGCGAUGAAGACCGAGCCUCGACAGAUGGGCUUCAGGUGAUUGAUUCCAACGAGGACAUAGCCAAAAUGUCUCCUGAGGACGAGAGCAUGGACCUCAAGGAAUUGCCCAAGCACGAAAGAAGCACGCUUUUGAAGUUGCUUACCAAUUUUUGGUCUGAGCGUUCGGCGAGUGGAUGGAGCCCUCUUGAAUAUCCGCUCACAAUGUCUGAUCACGUCUUUGCCGAUUGUGAUAUCAUCGUGCGAGAGGAUGAGCCAAGCUCCUUGAUUGCUUUUGCCUUGGAUUCUCAGGAUUACCAAGAGAAGCUCGCAAGUAUACAGCAGCGCUACGAAGAUCUCGACGCGACUGAUGCUGGGCCGGAGAAGGACCCCGAGGCACGAGUUGAACAUGCGCUGUUGAGGUCCACUGGAACGCAUCUCAAGUAUCAGUUCCAGGAGGGACAGGCAAAGAUGCUUUGCAAGGUGUUUUAUGCCGAGCAAUUCGAUGCCUUGCGAAAGAAAUGCGGCGUCUCGGAGCGAAUCGUCGAAUCACUUUCUCGCUGCGCUAAAUGGGACUCGAGGGGAGGCAAGACCAAGUCGCUCUUCCUGAAGACCCUGGACGACCGAUUUAUCCUGAAAUCUCUCGCUGCUAUUGAAACCCAGGCGUUCCUCAAGUUUGCCCCCGCCUAUUUCCAGAUCAUGUCCGAGGCUCUAUUCCAUGAGCUGCCGUCUGCCAUUGCCAAGAUGUUCGGGUUCUACCAAGUGAUCAUCAAGAAUCCCGCGACGGGCGCCGAGUUCAAUUGGUAUCUUUUGUUGAUGGAGAACUUGUUCUAUGAUCGUGUUCCAACGCGGAUCUUUGAUCUGAAGGGAUCCAUGAGAAACCGCAAGGUCCAGAGUACGGGAGAGCGCAACGAGGUCCUCCUGGAUGAGAACAUGGUGGAUUUCAUCUACGAGACGCCCUUGUUCGCUCGGGACCAUUCCAAGAAACUGUUGAGCCAGAGUGUUUGGAACGACACGUUGUUCCUAGGACGGCAAAACGUCAUGGACUACUCGCUUAUGAUCGCUAUCGACGAACAGCGGUCCGAGCUGGUAGUUGGAGUCAUCGACUGCAUCCGCACGUACACUUGGGACAAGAAGUUGGAGUCCUGGAUCAAAGAUCGAGGCUUUGCCGGCGGCGGCAAGAACCGGCCCACGGUGACCAGUCCGAAGGAGUACAAGAGUCGAUUCAGGGAGGCUAUGGCUCGCUACGUCCUCCAAGCACCAAGGUAUGCAUUUACUUUCCCUUUGUUCUACUUUUGA